AUGAAUGUGACGGGUGAUAUUCAAUGUGAUAUUUGCAAGACAAGUUAUGGCUUCAGUUCAGCUGAUCGACGUGCAAUCAUUGUAAUGGUUGUUCUAGCAGCUAUUGCUCUUUUAUCAUGUUAUGUAGGUGUAUUAUGGUUUGCUAUUCGUACACGUUUUAAGUCGUCUAAAAAUUCAAAUGUUAUCGAUAAUACUGCGAAUAAAAAUGAGGCAUUUAAUAAUGAUGUGGAAAACUAUGAUGAAUUUGUACAGCCAAUCGAAAAUAUAAGAAAUUCAUUACCACAACCGAUUACAACAACGCAACACGUUCAUUUUGCAACCGAAAAAGAAUUGUAUUGA
Messenger RNA from Rotaria sp. Silwood2, 339 nucleotides. The record is from the annotation of a GenBank genome assembly. NCBI's taxonomy places the organism in Eukaryota, Metazoa, Rotifera, Eurotatoria, Philodinida, Philodinidae.